UCAAGUCACUGUGGGCUUAAUCCACAGUAAACAGUGCGUGCAGAGUUUACAUGUGAGUUAUAUUCAGUCAUUUACAAAUAGAGAUUAUUUUACAGCGUACAGUUUCUCAUCAAACUGGCUACUGGUGCUUUAUAAAGCGCAUAUGUGUGACUUUAAACGGGAGCCUCUUGAAACAAAAUGAAUUUUGGUUCUAAAAGUAAGAAGCGGAUGAUUCUUCCGAGCCGACCCGAUCUUCCGACAGUAGAGCAGCUCAUCGAGGAUGUGAACCGAGCUUAUCCCAACGAUCCUGUAUUCACUGUUGUACACGAUUCUGCAGAAGAUUUUAAGGGCAGUUCCAGCAGCGGUGAAGUGGAGGAGAGAUAUAGGCAAUGCAGACGCUACAUAGAGCUGCACGAAAAACUGCAAGAAGCGCGCAGUGAUCUCGCGAGGCGGAGAGAGGAGCUACGCGCAACCGGGGACUCUUUAGAGAACAGCGUGACGGAGGUGAAGAGGAGCGCGCUCUGACAUCUGUAUCUUGCGGACUUAAGAUGUGUUCUCACAAUAGUUGGUGAACAGACUUGAAAAUUCUGAAAACAACAAAUGGAUAUUAAUUUCAAUUAUGCAUGCACAGUACUUCGUUUUAGAUGUUUGAUGCAUAGACACUUAAAUCUGUGCGUCUUUUUGUCAGUGAUUGACAUAUUUAUUGACUCAUAAUGUCUUUCUUCUUUCCGAGUUGUUUCACUUAAUUGAAAUUAAAGGUGUAGUGCUAUAGUUGUUACCAUAAUUAAAAAAAGAGCCCUGAUCUUUGCACACAAGCCCUCAAAAACUCACAUCUGUACUGCACGCUUGGUAUAAAUGGACCUUUAGUGUGUUGUAUGUUCAAUAUAAUUUAAUAAACAGUAAUGGAAAUUUAAAAAGACUAGUCAGGGUCAUAAUUGACUUGUUAAUACAGUCCAUUCAGUAUGUUGUACAGCCUCUUUUUAAUGCAUGUGUGCUUAUUACAACUUAUUUGGACAGUUUCCCGGACAGGGCUUAAGCAUAGUCCCAGACUAAAAUGAAUGUCUGGGCAGUCUAAACUGAAAACAGCUUGCUUAAAAUAUACCACUGACAUUGUUUUGUCUGAAUAUGCACACCUGUAAUGUUUUUGCAUGGUACUGUAUGUUUGUAAACACAACUUAAAUGUCCUAACACAAUCAAGGCCUAGGCCUUGCUUAAUCUAAACCCUGUCCCAUUAAGUUUAAUGCAAGUUUGUUAAAUGCAAUUUUUAUCAGUGUUUCACAAUACAACUUAUUUAAUAGACUAUGCACAGCCUCAGUAAGACUACAUUGUAGGGCUGCAUAACGAGUAAUCGCACACAAUUGUUUGCAGAAUAAAAGUUUUUGUUUACAUCAUA
Molecule: messenger RNA, 1372 nt
Organism: Misgurnus anguillicaudatus (oriental weatherfish)
Lineage: Eukaryota; Metazoa; Chordata; Actinopteri; Cypriniformes; Cobitidae
Gene: c14h19orf25
Product: chromosome 14 C19orf25 homolog
Source: RefSeq, a predicted model, not a curated record